Aspergillus wentii DTO 134E9 is the source of this 813-nucleotide messenger RNA. Its product is annotated as SDR family NAD(P)-dependent oxidoreductase. Gene Ontology annotation, molecular function: oxidoreductase activity, acting on the CH-OH group of donors, NAD or NADP as acceptor. Lineage: Eukaryota; Fungi; Ascomycota; Eurotiomycetes; Eurotiales; Aspergillaceae. The transcript has 4 exons. The coding region runs from base 1 to 813 and encodes 270 amino acids. The record is from RefSeq and is a predicted model, not a curated record.
AUGGCAGGAUUCCGUCGUCUUCAAAACAAAGUCGCUAUUGUGACAGGUUCUUCCUCGGGACUGGGAAGAGCCAUUUCUCUACGCUACGCUCGUGAAGGAGCAAAGGUAGUCUGUGCAGAUCUAUCUCCUUCACCCCGUCUCGUCGUCCCCGGGGAGUCAGAGCCAACUCAUGAAGUUAUUCUCAGCUCCCAAGGAAAAUCAAUCUUCGUACCAGCGGAUGUGGGCGAAGCAAAACAGAUGAAAGAGCUGGUCCAGAAGACAGUGGCACAAUUUGGGCGGCUUGACAUAAUGGUCAACAAUGCCGGCAUCGGUUCCGAAGCCAAAACACCAGCCCCGUGCCAUUUGACUGAGGAAUCCAUGUGGGAUGAUGUGAUGCGCGUCAAUGCAAAGUCGGUCUUUCUAGGUUGUAAAUAUGCCACAGGGCAGAUGCUGCAGCAAGACCCGCAUCCUUCUGGAGAUCGUGGGUGGAUUAUCAACACUUCGUCAAUUAUGGGCAUUAUUGCCGGUCAGGAUGCUCCGGCCUAUUGUGCAUCGAAAGGAGCGGUAAGCAAUCUAACCAGACAGGUUGCGUUGGACUAUGCUUCCCAUCGAAUCCAUGUCAAUGCUCUUUGUCCAGGCUAUACCCAAACUGCCAUCUUCAAAGACACCACCACGCACAUGACUCCUUUGGAUGUUAUCCAACGUCGCCAUCCAUUCAACGGACCUGGAUAUCCAGAUGAUAUUGCCCGAAUGGCUGUCGUGCUGGCAAGCGAUGAUGCCAACUGGAUGACGGGCGUUUGCCUUCCUGUUGAUGGCGGAUAUACUGCUCGUUAG